Messenger RNA from Camellia sinensis, 642 nucleotides. The record is from RefSeq and is a predicted model, not a curated record. Lineage: Eukaryota; Viridiplantae; Streptophyta; Magnoliopsida; Ericales; Theaceae.
AUGCUAUUGGUUGUAAAUGGGCAUACAGGAUCAAAUGAAACUCUGAUGGGAGUAUUGCUAGAUACAAAGAAAGGCUUCAACAACAGUCAUUCAAAUCCUUCUCUUUUUGUCAAGAAGUCUUCUUCUAGCAUUACCAUUCUUUUUAUAUAUGUUGAUGACAUCCUUCUCACUAGAAGUGAUUCUCACAAGUAUGUUACUGAGUUACUUUCUAAGGUUGGUAUGCUUGAUUGCAAGUCCUGUGCUACUCCUUCGGCUCUUAAGUCCUCUACUUCUACUUCUGAUUGUUUGCCUUUUACCAAUCUCUCUUUGUACAGAAGUUUGGUUGGGGAUCAGCAAUAUCUUACAAUUACUAGGCCUGAUAUUGCUCUAGCUAUAAAUCAGGCUGUUAAGAGAUUGCUUCGAUAUAUCAAGGGCACUCUCACUCAUUAUCUUCAUUUUACCUCUAGGCCUUUGGUUCUUCAAGCCUUCUCUGACUCUAACUGGGUUGGGGACACUAUUGAUCGUAUAUCUACCUCUGGGUUUUGUGUUUUUCUUGGCUCCAACUUGAUCUCAUGGUCUGCUAAGAAACAAAACACUGUGUCUCGAUCCUCCACUGAGGCAAAAUAUAGGUCUCUUACUCACAUUGUAGUUGAGAUGUGCUAG